AUGUCCCCACCAAAAUUUUCAGAUUUGCACGAAGAAGCUCGAGAUUUAAUCUCCAAAGGAUAUAAUUAUGGGUUGUGCAAAUUGGAAUUUAAAUCAAAGUCAACAGCAGGUCUUCAUUUGUUGAGCAAUUGCACAAUCAACAACGACACUAAACUGUUUGCUGGCAAUUUGAAACUGCAACAUAAGUUGAAAGAUUAUGGUCUUGAAUUUGUGACUGACUUCACUAAUGAGGCACAGAUAACCAACCAGUUGCAUGUCAAAAAUUGUAUUGUCAAUGGUUUAGGGUUGUCAUUUGAGACAAUGUUUGUACCCAGCAUCAGUAAGAAGACUGCUUCCAUAAAGUCGUCGUACAAGACAAAGAAUACACACUCAACAGCUGAUUUGUACUUUGAUUUCACAGGAACUCAUCUUGACCUUUCAACCAUUUUAAAGAGUGGUAGCUGGUUUGGAGGGGUGAUGAUGAAAUUGGACGAAACGACUCCCAACAAGAAAAUUUGGCCAUGUUUGAAUUGGGCUGUAGGUUACAAGACUGGUGACUUAACCGUUGUUAACACUUUAUCGGAUUCAACCGAAUAUCAAUCGUCCAUCUGUCAGAAGAUCAGCAAAGACCUCAAAUUCGGCAUUUUGAUUGAUUACUCAAAGGUUUCAAACGAUUCUAAGAUGACGUUCGGAGCCAAAUACAACCACAAAAAAAUGGGAGUCUUCAAAAUCAAGAUGAAUAGCCAUCAGCAGAUUGGCAUAUCGUAUCAGCUUGAUAUUAAGAAAGGAGUGACGCUGAUACUGUCAACUCAGUUGGAAUGUGACAGGAAGUCUCUCAUUGGUCACAAGAUGGGGGCCGGCCUGAUGGUCGACCUCUGA
Helobdella robusta is the source of this 858-nucleotide messenger RNA. RefSeq lists its product as hypothetical. The record is from RefSeq and is a predicted model, not a curated record. Gene Ontology annotation, molecular function: voltage-gated monoatomic anion channel activity. The transcript has 7 exons. Bases 1 to 858 code for a protein of 285 amino acids. Lineage: Eukaryota; Metazoa; Annelida; Clitellata; Rhynchobdellida; Glossiphoniidae. Gene Ontology annotation, cellular component: mitochondrial outer membrane. Gene Ontology annotation, biological process: monoatomic anion transmembrane transport.